AUGCUACAACCGAGACUAAUUUGGCUAUUUCUGGCACUAGUCUCAUUUCUCGAUUCGAUUCCGAUUCCAAAUGGGCAAAUUGGAAAGGCUGAGGUGGAGUGUGGCGAGGAUUACAUUGAGAUCGUCUUUUUAACUGAUGACGAUUUUCAGGGUCGAAUUUUCGUCGUUGGACACGCCAACGAAACCGACUGUGUCUCGAGGGAUAAGGUGCAUCCCAGAAGUCCGCAUAUUAUUAUCGACCGAAAAAAAUGCGGUGUCACGACGACGAGAUCAGGUGAUCCAUUGGGUCUGUUCGUCACCACGAAGAUCAUGCUUUCUUUUCACGAGGAGUUCAUCACAAAAGUCGAUCGGGGCUAUGAGAUCUCCUGUUUCUACAUGCAAGCCGAGAAGACAGUCACUUAUCCAAUCACCGUUUCCGGAGCUAGUCUCUCACCGUUUACCGAAAUCGCUGAAAUGCCGAGGUGUCGCUAUGAGGUGAUUGACCCAAAAUCGAAAGAGCCGCUAGACGUGGUGACUGUUGGGAGUAAAUUGCUCCACUCGUGGACAUGCGACUCAUCAGCUCCAGAUCUCUGGUGUAUGCAAGUCCAUUCGUGCUUCGUCGAGGACGGUUCAGGGACUCAGUUCAUGAUUCUCGACGAUAUUGGUUGCUCGAUCGAUCGCUACCUGUUAGAUAAUCUCGAGUACGGUCCGGGCAAGUUGCACGCUCAGAAAGAGGCUCACGCAUUCAAAUUCGCUGACAAGGUGAUCGUGAACUUUCAAUGCAGUGUUCGAUUGUUGAUUAAAGACGGCGAGUGUCCGAUUCCCGAGUGUCUAGAUUUGGGAAAGCCGAUAAAGAGAAGUCGAUUCAGUAAAAUCAAGCGGAAUAUCAUCGAGCAUCAACACCGAGAAGCCAUCGGGACUCGGAGUGAGCAAGAGAUCGAUGUGCGAGCCAACAAAUUGGAUGUACUCGAUCCAGAGAUUGAUCUCGAUCCAUCUCGUCUUCACGGCGAUUCCCGGGAUUCUAUGUGCAUUCGUGCAAAGGAAUUGCUCGGAAUCGCCAUUCUGGGUGGCACACUGUUCAUCACAUUGCUCACAAUUAUCGGAUUUUUGUUUUUCCGGCACCCCCCGCCGAAGCUG
This is a messenger RNA of Mesorhabditis belari, 1116 nucleotides long. The record is from the annotation of a GenBank genome assembly. Lineage: Eukaryota; Metazoa; Nematoda; Chromadorea; Rhabditida; Rhabditidae.